CACACAGCCGACAGAACUGCAGCAAGUCCCGCAUCUGCCAACAUUUGGCUCGAGCUUUGAUUCGGAACAUAUCAUUUUCUCUGAACUAAGCCAAAACUAAGGAUAAGUGUUUGGGGGGCUGACUGGAGAAGUGUCAUAACCGACAUUAGUUGCUCGUCUCUUCUCAGGUGAAACUCCUGUCGGCAGCCACAAGUGCUCAGUGGAGAGUCUGGUGCGCACAUGGCACCGACAACGCGCUCCUCACACUCCUGACAGUUGCGCUAUUAAUAUGGAGCCACACACUGGAUAAUGAGGCCUACCUUCUGAAUGGGUGCUUAACCUACUUCACAUUAAAUCUCGUCUUUUAAAGCCGGUCUUUGCCCUCCUCAAAUCUUUUAUUUUUCGGACAUUUUUGUUGGUUAAAAAAAGAGCAGAACCAUGUUGGGUUUAAACAGGAUUCUGAGCCUCCGGGCUUCCCGGAUUCGGAGCUGUGGUUCGCCCGUAGCCAAGCUCUCCCCCCGGUCUUCUUCAUGUCAAAACUCCGGUGCCAGUUCGAGGAUUUACUGUGCGUGUCUGCUGCUCAUGCUGCUGGUGACGCCUCGGGUGGACUCUUCGUGGUGGUACAUCGGUGCUCUCGGGGCCCGUGUGAUCUGCGACAACAUCCCAGGUUUGGUGAACAAGCAGCGGCAUCUCUGCCAGCGGCAUCCAGACAUCAUGCAGGCCAUCGGCGAGGGCACCAAAGAGUGGAUCAGAGAAUGCCAGCACCAGUUCAGACACCACCGCUGGAACUGCAGCACGCUGGACCGCGACCACACCGUGUUUGGACGUGUCUUGCUACGGAGUAAGUCCAUGGGUAGUCGUGAAGCAGCAUUCGUCUACGCCAUCUCCUCAGCAGGAGUGGUGUAUGCGCUCACUCGCGCCUGCAGCCAGGGGGAGCUGAAGACGUGUAACUGCGACCCUCACAAGCGUGGACGGGACAGCGAUGACAGAGGAGAUUUUGACUGGGGUGGCUGUAGUGAUAACAUCAACUAUGGGAUAAAGUUUGCCAAAGCCUUUAUAGAUGCCAAAGAAAGGACUGUCCGAGAUGCACGGGCGCUCAUGAACCUACACAACAACCGCUGUGGCAGAACAGCUGUAAAGCGAUUCAUGAAGCUGGAGUGUAAAUGCCACGGUGUGAGUGGCUCUUGCACGCUGCGGACAUGUUGGAUGGCCAUGUCAGACUUCAGGAAGACCGGGGACUACCUGAGGAGAAAAUACAACGGGGCCAUCGAGGUGACAAUGAAUCAGGACGGGACAGGCUUUGCCGUAGCUAACAAAGCUUUCAGGAAGGCCACCAAGAACGACCUGGUCUACUUUGAGAACUCUCCGGAUUACUGCCUACAAGACAAAACAGCAGGCUCCCUGGGAACGGCUGGUCGAGUCUGCAAUAAGACAUCACGCGGCACAGAUGGCUGUGAGGUCAUGUGCUGUGGGCGGGGCUACGACACCACGAGAGUCAAGCAAAUCACCAAGUGUGAGUGCAAGUUCAAAUGGUGCUGCGCCGUGGAGUGUAAGGACUGUGAGGAAGCUGUGGACAUACACACGUGCAAAGCUCCCAAACGAGCUGAAUGGUUGGAACAGACCUGAGGACACGCCCCGCUGCCCCCUGUAAUACAACCCCGCCCCUUUUCCCUUUACUACAGGACAUCCUGUGGAACAUGGCAUUCUGGGAAAGAUUGUAUAAAAGUGCUCUGCGUCUCCGCCCUCCCCUGCCCCCAUCUUGGUUCAUCAUUGCAUGGCUUUUCAACCUGUCUCUGUGAAAGCACUAGAAUUCAGUACCCAUCAAUAUGAAUGAACACCCAGAAGCCCCGGUUCGUGAAUGGCCCUGUGACUGAACUGCUGGGAUCAGAGGAUGAACGGUGAAACCAGUGAAAACUUUGGGGUUUGGGUGAAUUGGGCUUUUAUUGAAGAAUUAGUCCAGAUGGCCUUUUCUCUAGCGUGUGGCUCUGGGUUAAGAAUGGUUUGCUGCUUUCAUGAUGCUUUAAAGACACAUUUUUAUAUUAACUGAGCCUUCAAACGUAUUCAGUAUUAAUACAACAACAUCAUAUACUCGCAUAAUUGUUUCUCUUUUUAGGGGGAAAUACACUCUUUUCUACCCAAAACGAACACUUGGUUGGACUUUGGGAAGUAGCUUGACAAGUGCACUUUGAGAAGUGAUAAUCUAGGCAUGAGUUUGACUCUGUGUGGACAAGCAGAAGUCCAGGCUAUGGACUACAAGAAGACAAGGAGAUGGACACUAGAUGAAUAAAUGGACAGAUGCAUCAUUGGGACUUUGAAUGCAGCUGUAUAACAAGAGAGGAAAAAAAUGCUUUUUAAAGAGAUUUAUUUAAAUUGUUAAGUGUUGUUUCAUUUCUCAUCUGCGGAUGAGACUGCACUACAUUGGCUGACAAGAGGAGAGAGAAGAGCACUCCCAUUAUUAUGAUUAUACAGUGUACUCUAGUUUCAGUGUGUGAGACGACGAACUGCCGCUGAGGAGAAAAAAGAAGAAAAAGGAGAUGGCCUGGAUGGUCAUUGAGUCACACAUAACUACAACAUCAGACUGUUUUCCCUUCUCUGCUCUUCAGCUUGCCUGUAUAACUGUGUAUAUUGCCUUGUUCAUAUGAAAUAUAUGGUGCAUUAGUACGA
Messenger RNA from Trematomus bernacchii (emerald rockcod), 2643 nucleotides. RefSeq names its product protein Wnt-2b-A. The record is from RefSeq and is a predicted model, not a curated record. NCBI's taxonomy places the organism in Eukaryota, Metazoa, Chordata, Actinopteri, Perciformes, Nototheniidae. The transcript has 5 exons. Gene Ontology annotation, cellular component: extracellular region. Gene Ontology annotation, molecular function: frizzled binding; cytokine activity. Bases 418 to 1605 code for a protein of 395 amino acids. Gene Ontology annotation, biological process: canonical Wnt signaling pathway; multicellular organism development; cell fate commitment.